Molecule: messenger RNA, 2625 nt
Organism: Miniopterus natalensis
Lineage: Eukaryota; Metazoa; Chordata; Mammalia; Chiroptera; Miniopteridae
Gene: LMBRD2
Product: LMBR1 domain containing 2
Biological process (GO): adrenergic receptor signaling pathway
Cellular component (GO): membrane
Source: RefSeq, a predicted model, not a curated record
GGGCGGUGCUGUGGCUGACUUGGAUAUGUCAGCCGCUUGAAGGGGGAUCGGGUUUUCCUUUCCCAGGAGCCCGAAGGCCUUCUGGUGACCGCCGCCGCCGUCACCUCAGAGCGUGGGUCCCAGACCCUGGCCGGCGGAGGCGGAGGCGGAGUUUCCCGGUCUUUCCAGGCGCUGUCUGGCGAGAUCGGCCGGUUGGAUGACCGUGCGAAAUCCAUUGUGCAAGCUGCACUGUGACCGCGACCCGGGAAAGCAGCAGAAGACGGGGAAUAAAUUGCAACCCUAAUAAAAACGGAGAGGAUUUACUAAGUUCACCAGGAAGCAGGCCAGCGCCAUCACAAGAAUUACAUGUUUGCUGUAUGACACACUUUCCUGUAUCUCUUAAUGAUUCACUUUAUACUGGAAUGAAACCUCCCUUGCCCAGUUUACAGAUAUGACCCAGGCCUGUACGUGAACUACUUUGGUUAGUCAGAGUGACCAUUCAAUAAUGAGUGGUGCAGCUUUGGGACUCGAGAUUGUUUUUGUCUUUUUUCUGGCAUUAUUUCUACUUCAUCGAUAUGGAGACUUUAAGAAACAGCAUAGACUUGUAAUUGUUGGAACACUGCUAGCCUGGUAUCUCUGCUUUCUUAUUGUCUUCAUACUGCCUCUGGAUGUUAGUACGACAAUAUACAACCGCUGCAAGCAUGCUGCUGCCAACUCCAGCCCUCCUGAGAACAGCAACAUUACGGGACUGCACGCCACGGCCACCCCAGCUCCACGUCCACAUCCAUGUUUCAAGCCAUGGAGUUACAUUCCUGAUGGAAUCAUGCCAAUUUUCUGGAGGGUCGUAUAUUGGACAUCACAAUUUUUAACAUGGAUUCUCUUACCUUUUAUGCAGUCAUAUGCAAGAUCAGGAGGGUUUUCUAUCACUGGAAAGAUCAAGACCGCACUGAUUGAGAAUGCCAUCUAUUAUGGCACCUACUUGCUGAUUUUUGGAGCAUUUUUAAUUUAUGUAGCUGUAAACCCACAUUUGCACUUAGAAUGGAAUCAGCUUCAGACAAUUGGGAUAGCUGCUGCAAAUACAUGGGGUCUGUUUCUUCUUGUGUUAUUGUUGGGGUAUGGAUUGGUGGAAAUUCCUCGAUCAUACUGGAAUGGAGCAAAAAGAGGCUAUCUACUUAUGAAAACUUAUUUUAAGGCAGCCAAAUUGAUGACAGAGAAAGCAGAUGCAGAAGAGACUUUAGAAGAUGUCAUGGAGGAGGUUCGCAAAGUGAAUGAAAGCAUCAAGUAUAACCACCCAUUGAGAAAAUGUGUUGACACAAUACUUAAAAAGUGCCCUACAGAGUAUCAGGAAAAAAUGGGUAGGAACAUGGAUGAUUAUGAAGAUUUUGAUGAAAAGCAUAAUACCUAUCCAAGUGAAAAAAGUCUGGUGAAACUACAUAAACAGGUUAUUUAUUCAGUUCAGAGGCACCGUCGAACUCAAGUACAAUGGCAGAUUCUUUUGGAACAAGCAUUUUAUCUAGAAGAUGUAGCAAAAAAUGAAACUAGUGCUACUCAUCAGUUUGUUCACACCUUCCAAUCGCCAGAGCCAGAAAAUAGAUUUGUCCAAUAUUUUUAUAGUCCUACAGUUGAAUGGUACUGGGAAUGUCUUUUGCGACCAUGGUUUUACAGAAUACUUGCUGUGGUUUUGUCCAUCUUCUCUGUGAUUGUCGUGUGGUCAGAGUGCACUUUCUUUAGCACCACACCUGUCUUAUCCCUCUUUGCGGUCUUCAUACAGCUGGCUGAGAAAACAUACAAUUAUAUUUAUAUCGAGAUUGCUUGCUUCCUUUCCAUCUUCUUCCUAAGCAUCUGUGUGUAUUCUACUGUGUUCAGGAUUCGCGUGUUUAACUAUUACUACCUGGCUUCACAUCACCAGACCGAUGCUUACAGCCUUCUUUUCAGUGGCAUGUUAUUUUGCCGUUUGACUCCUCCUUUAUGUCUUAAUUUCCUGGGGUUGACCCACAUGGAUUCCUCCAUCUCUCACCAGAAUACGCAGCCAACUGCUUAUACGUCUAUUAUGGGUUCCAUGAAAGUUUUGUCCUUUAUUGCAGAUGGAUUCUACAUAUAUUAUCCUAUGCUGGUGGUAAUUCUCUGCAUUGCUACGUAUUUUAGUUUGGGAACUCGUUGUUUGAAUCUACUUGGUUUCCAGCAGUUCAUGGGAGAUAAUGAUAUGACCUCAGACUUAGUCGAUGAAGGAAAAGAAUUAAUCCGGCGAGAGAAGAGAAAACGGCAAAGGCAAGAAGAAGGUGAAAAUCGAAGACGGGAAUGGAAAGAACGUUAUGGACACAGUAGAGAAGAUUCCACUAGAAACAGAAAUGUUCAUAUUGACCCAAAAGAGUCAAAUUUUUCAGAUAUGAGUACGAACCGAACAGUAUCCAAAUAUACCAGGGCUAAUAACAGGACUGAAAGGGACCGGAUAGAACUCCUACAAGAUGCAGAACCUUUGGAUUUUAAUGCAGAAGCGUUCACUGACGAUCCUCUUGAGUCUGAAUCAGGAAGGUAUCAGCCUGGUGGACGAUACCUCUCGAUGUCUCGCAGCAGAAUAUUUGAUGAUGUUUAGACUCUGAAAGAAUUCGUGGAAUAAAUAACCACAAUCAGUUCAGUCUUUAUGAA